Agrilus planipennis (emerald ash borer) is the source of this 1257-nucleotide messenger RNA. RefSeq lists its product as uncharacterized. The transcript is spliced from 4 exons. Bases 119 to 1168 code for a protein of 349 amino acids. The record is from RefSeq and is a predicted model, not a curated record. NCBI's taxonomy places the organism in Eukaryota, Metazoa, Arthropoda, Insecta, Coleoptera, Buprestidae.
AAUAAAAGAAACGCUAUGUUAACCUACAAAAUUUGAAGUUUAACUUUAUUUAAACUUUUAAUAAAUUGUUAGGUGUUUAUAGUAUUUGUCUCAACAAAUUUUAGUUUCGUGUUUAAAUAUGACGGAAAACAGAAUAUUUGAGUUGAUAAACGAAAUGCAGCAAGUUUCUACGAAUAGUGUUAAUUCAUCCAAAGUAAUACCGCAAAGGGCGGAGUUAAUUGCAAAGACAUUAUCCGAUUUGGUUUACAAAACUUUGGAUAGUGAUAAAGAAACAGAGAAAAAUCGACGGUACAAUGUUAUUAAAUUGCUUAAAACUUGGUUCGGAACCGACUCAAAACACACUGCAGUCUCCAAAGAAAAUUAUCAUUUUAUUAUAGAACACUUGCUUAAUGCACAUUCGGGAAAUCUGCUGGAAAAUCCUGAAAUUAGCAAGCUUUUAAACGAAUUUUUAAAUAAAUCGUCAGUAGACAUAGAUUUAGAUAAUGAGCCCAUUACAGAAAUGAAAAACUUUUUUAAAAAGAAACUUGAGAAUAACAGAGAACGGGAAAAGUUCAUUGAAUUAAUAAGAGAAAGAGAAAAACAGAAGUUAAAAGGUGAUGACUUCUCCUUAAGUAUCCCAUCACCAUUGAAAGCAGAGGAUUGUGCGAAGUGCAUUGAAGUUUUAAGUGAAAUUGAAUCGAUGGCACAAUGCUGUCAUCAUAAUACUUCUACCGCAAGAAAUGAUACUAGGCUUAAAAUGGUCAAUGCAGCAUAUGCGCUUUUAAAUCUUAAACGAACACAAAAAGACUUGGAUUUGCUUACAUAUAUAGUCGAACAAAUAGGGCAACUUGAAGAUUUGACACAAGAUGAGAAAGAUCUGGUCUUUUAUUUAUGGAAAAAUACAGAUAUUUUAAAUUUGUCUGAAGACCUCGCAAUGGAACUUCUCUUAAAAUUUUCGUUCAUUUAUGAGGAUACUGUAAAAAAAUUGUGUAAUUUAAUUGUGACUGAUGAAGCACUAUCGGAUGUCGAUGCCGAAACCAAGUUUUUAAAUGACAGUGAAAUGAAAAAGAUUCUGUCCUAUGCUGCCGUUAAUAAAAUUCUGAAAUUGAACAUUAAAAAUUUAAUAUACGAAGUAUUUGCCAAGUCGAAGUUUGAUAAGAAACUUCAUGUGAUCUUAAAAAAUUUGUAGUAAAUCACUUAUAAAGGAAAACGACCGUUUAGAAUAUGUUUAAAAAUUAUGGCUGUGUUUUAUUAGCAAGUUUAGCAGAUGAUUAAUAU